This is a messenger RNA of Solea solea (common sole), 2600 nucleotides long. RefSeq names its product inositol-3-phosphate synthase 1-A-like. Gene Ontology annotation, biological process: phospholipid biosynthetic process; inositol biosynthetic process. The record is from RefSeq and is a predicted model, not a curated record. The transcript is spliced from 11 exons. Gene Ontology annotation, cellular component: cytoplasm. The coding region runs from base 249 to 1910 and encodes 553 amino acids. Gene Ontology annotation, molecular function: inositol-3-phosphate synthase activity. NCBI's taxonomy places the organism in Eukaryota, Metazoa, Chordata, Actinopteri, Pleuronectiformes, Soleidae.
UCGAUCACGUGAGCGCGUCAGGAACAGUGCCCGGCAUUUCUUAUCGAAUGUAAGUGGACGGCCUGGAAUUUCCAGUCAUUCUAGAAAGCGAGACUCUUCAGAAGUAUCUUCUCCACAGCGGGACGAACACGUCGAGGUUUGCCGGUCUAUUGUGUGGCAGUUGACGGGAUUUUAGUACAGUCGCGCGACUCAUUCAUUCACUUCCUGUAUAUCUGAGGCUGCUCCUUGCUUUUAACGACUCUGCGGCCAUGUCUGUGAACAUCCACGUUAACAGCCCCAAUGUGAGGUACACAGAUACACACAUAGUGGCUCAGUAUCAGUAUCACACCACGUCCGUGAGCAAAGAGGGCAACAAAGUCACAGUGACGCCCCGCACAACUGAGAUGACAUUCCGCACUGAGAGGCAUGUACCCCAGCUGGGUGUGAUGCUGGUGGGCUGGGGAGGCAACAAUGGCACCACGGUCACAGCCACAGUGUUGGCCAACAAGCUGGGUCUCACCUGGAGGAACAAGACUGGAGUAAAGAAAGCAAAUUACUUUGGCUCCCUGCUGCAGGCCUCCACUGUUUGUCUGGGAUCAGGGCUCGAGGGCGAGGUCAAUGUGCCCUUCCGUGACCUCCUUCCCAUGGUGCACCCUAAUGAUAUUGUCUUUGAUGGCUGGGAUAUUUCCUCAAUGGAUCUGGGCAGCGCUAUGGAGCGAGCGCAGGUGCUUGACUGGUCAUUGCAGGAGCAGCUGCGACCACACAUGAGCCAAAUCAAACCUAGACCCUCCAUCUAUAUCCCAGACUUCAUUGCUGCAAACCAAGAGAGCCGAGCUGACAAUGUCCUCACAGGGACACUGGCCAAGCAGAUGGAGCAGGUCCGAGCCGACAUAAGGGACUUCCGUAAGUCAAGCGGUGUGGACAGAGUCAUUGUUCUGUGGACAGCGAACACUGAGCGCUUCUGUGACAUCAUAGCUGGGACCAAUGACACUGCAGAGAACCUGCUCGCUGCAAUCAAGGCUGGAGCAAAGGAAAUUUCUCCCUCCACUCUUUUUGCAGUGGCCAGUAUACUGGAGGACUGCGCCUUCAUCAACGGCUCCCCGCAGAACACUUUUGUCCCAGGGGCCAUCGAGCUGGCCGUGCAGAAAGGCGUGUUCAUUGGAGGAGAUGACUUCAAAUCCGGUCAGACCAAGAUCAAGUCGGUGCUUGUGGACUUUCUGGUCAGUGCAGGAAUCAAGCCAACCUCCAUCGUCAGCUACAACCACCUCGGCAACAACGAUGGGAAAAACCUGUCUGCUCCGCAGCAGUUCCGCUCCAAAGAGAUCUCCAAGAGCAACGUGGUGGACGACAUGGUGCGGUCAAACCCCAUCCUGUUCCAGCCUGGAGAGAAACCAGACCACUGUGUGGUGAUUAAGUACGUUCCUUAUGUGGGGGACAGCAAGCGUGCCAUGGAUGAAUACACCUCAGAAAUAAUGAUGGGCGGAACCAAUACUAUAGCUCUGCACAACACCUGUGAGGACUCUCUGUUGGCCAGCCCAAUCAUACUGGACCUGGUGAUCCUGACAGAGCUUUGUCAGCGUGUGACAGUACGGCCUCAGGGGGAGAGGGACUACCAGUCUUUCCACAGUAUCUUAGCGCUGCUUUCCUUCCUCUGCAAGGCACCCCUGGUCCCACCAGGAACCCCGGUCAUCAACGCCUUCUUCCGCCAGAGAGCCAGCAUAGAAAACAUCAUGAGAGCGUGCCUCGGCCUCCCUCCUCAGAACCACAUGCUCCUGGAGCACAAGCUGCAGAGAGACUUCCUGCCUCCGCAUAAUGUCUACAUCAACGGCGAAGUCCCCGCGUCAAAAAAAGUCCUCUUCACCAACGGAACCCAUUCACCGCUAAUGAAUGGCAUCUCGACACAUGCUGAUGACGCGGCGCGUGCAUUAUGAUUGCACAUUUGAAAAGUACUGCUCCAAAUAGAGGUGCAACUCCAUGCUUUUUAAAGAUAUUACCUUGAAGAAAAAGAACAAAUGCCCCCAUUAUUUAAACUUGAUAUGAUAUUUAUGGGAGAUAUGGUUUAGGUUAAAAAACCAAGUAUUGUCCCAUUAAUGACAAUCAUGGUGCAUCAUUCUUUCCACAGCAUACAUUUAAAAGGCAAUCAACCAGUUGUCAGGUCAUGGGCUUGUGUUACUGUUGUUUCUUUUACUGCCUGUUGUUUUAUUUAAAUGCUUUUUGUGAGACUAAAUGACAGAAAAUGUACAUGUUUUUAUUAUCUUAUUAAUGUUGUUGCCACUUAUAUGGAGUCUGACUGUCAUGGCAGCAGGUUGAGUAAGGAAGUACAGAUAUUAAUUUAAAAUCAACAUUUUGGUUUUGUUAGAUAUGUUGUUUAUCUUUGUAUUGAUGGAUAGAUGCAUAACAAUACAUCCAACAUUAAAAACAUACAGCAAUAAAGCCAUACACUGGCUUAAAAACAAUGGAUCAGGCAGAGAAGUCAGUAAAUAACACUAAGUCACCUUACCUCUCAUUGAGCCAUUCUAUAUGUGAUUUAUGUGUAACUGGUAUUGUCACAAAAUAAUAUUAUGAUGUUGUAUUUUUAAAAAAGCAAAGUAAUAAAGUUCUUCAAUAAAAUAUCAAACGAG